AUGGAAUUAUUAACCUACUUCUUCCUCCUCGGAUCUCUGGUAAAGACUAUCACCGCUGGAGUGACGAUGGAGCUGAAAUUCGUCCACUACAAAAACCCCGAUGGAGAAGGAAGCAAUGGCGAAUGUUGUGACGGGAAGUCCGUGUUUUGUUUCUCGGCAUGUGAUCACACGUUCAACGUUUGUCUCGAUAAAGUGACUGGGUCGAACAGCAUAAGUGAGUGUCCUUUCGGAAACUUUGUAUCAUCUGAAAUAAGUGAUGCUGACACUAUCACAUUCGGAUCAUCAUUUGGAGGAGUGAAAAAUCCUAUGUUUUUCAGAAUGAAAUCCUGGCCGGGAUCUGUGAAACUGAAGGUGGUAGUGCACGAUGCUGAUCCCGGAUCUAACCCAAACGAUCACGUAGAAUCCCUGCAACGCGAGAUUUCAGAGAAAGUCUCACCCGAUAGAACAUCUGCCACUACGUCCAGCUACACACUCAAGAAACGGACAACCCUGUCGGUAAAGGUGAAGACAUACUGUGACAAGAAUUACUAUGGGGCUGCCUGUGAUACAUUCUGUUUACCACAAAAUAACACAAAGGGACACUACACAUGCGACAAGAAUGAUGGCAAAAGAGUGUGCUUACCUGGCUGGCAAGGUCCUUUCUGCGACGACGACGGGGUCAACGAGUGUUUGAACAACGACCCCUGUCAUAACAAUCACGUGUGUCUCGACAGACCUGUUGGAUACGAAUGCGCAUGUCCAUUGGGAACAUCUGGAGAAAAUUGUAGUUCUGUUGACUUUACCUGUGCUGAUAAACCUUGUAAAAAUGGAGGAAAUUGUUCCAUAGAGUCUGGAAAUCUAACAUGCUCAUGUAUGUUGGGUUGGAAGGGUGACCUGUGUGAGGAAACAGUGGAUCCGUGUGCUGAUAAUCCCUGUGAAAAUAACGGAACGUGUUCCAUUGAACACUUUGGAUUUUCUUGUGCUUGUCACGAAGGAUACGUCGGUGAUAACUGUAACGUUACAGUGACGACGACUACAAGUUUCACGGAGACGACAACCGUCAUCGCCGAUAUAACAACAGAAGAGAAGACAAGCAACAAAACAGACAACACAACAGAAAUUAUUCCAAUAACUACACAGCGACCUGAAACAUCUACAGUAUUGAGACUGGCAUUUAUAAUGCUGAAAGGGAGACUACUGGGAGGUAACAAAGAGGAUGUUAGGAAAGGAAUAAAAAGUCUUCUACUAGAACAACUGGACUUGAAAGGUGAUGUACAGGUCGCCAUCCAGAAUAAACCAGCACUACUUAAAAAUGGUGAGCUGGUCACCAAGGUCAUCGUAGGUGUGCGAGAAAAUGGCAAUUUUGUGGAACCAGCGUCCAUACAGAGGGUAUUCCAGGAGACAGACAUGGCGGUGCUAGAACAAUAUAUACCAUUGCCUAUUUACCGAGAGGGUGAGCCUAGGACGGCACCACUGUUGGAGGGGCACUCCAGCUGGAUUCAUGACAACUGGUACAUCGUCCUCGUCAUAUUUGUCGUCAUCAUUGCCCUAUGUAUAUUACUUACAGCAUUUGUCGUGUAUAAGAGAAAGAGAUCUGUCAGAAUGGGACAAAAAGAUGUUGUGGCGAGGCCGAAUUCCAGUGUAAGUGACGCCUUCCCUGCCCAGUCAUUCGAAAAUUCCCUUUAUUUUGAGAUGAACAACCAUCAGCGAAAGAGCAGUAAUUCCAGAGUGAAAGUCAACGUGAAUCCCACAUCGUGA
Molecule: messenger RNA, 1737 nt
Organism: Ylistrum balloti
Lineage: Eukaryota; Metazoa; Mollusca; Bivalvia; Pectinida; Pectinidae
Product: protein jagged-1b-like
Exons: 11
Coding region: 1-1737 (578 amino acids)
Biological process (GO): multicellular organism development; Notch signaling pathway; heterophilic cell-cell adhesion
Cellular component (GO): plasma membrane; protein-containing complex
Molecular function (GO): calcium ion binding
Source: RefSeq, a predicted model, not a curated record